GCCUCACCUAGAUACAUCAGCAGAACUGAGGUAUUCUGUGGGCUCCCUGGUUGAUAGCCAGUCUGACUAUCGGUCAACUAAAGUGAUAAGGCGACCUAGAAGAGGCCGGAUGGGUGUACGCAGAGAUGAACCAAAGGUAAAAUCUCUUGGAGAUCAUGAGUGGAAUAGGACCCAGCAGAUUGGCGUUUUGAGCAGCCAUCCAUUUGAAAGCGACACUGAAAUGUCUGACAUCGAUGACGAUGAUAGAGAAACACUUUUCAGCUCCAUGGACCUCCUAUCACCAAGUGGCCAUUCUGAUGCCCAAACCUUGGCCAUGAUGCUUCAGGAGCAGCUAGAUGCAAUCAACAAAGAAAUCAGGUUAAUCCAAGAAGAGAAAGAGUCGACAGAACUGCGUGCCGAAGAGAUAGAGAAUAGAGUGGCCAGUGUGAGUCUAGAAGGCUUAAAUCUAGCCAGAGUCCACCAAGGUACCUCCAUUACUGGCUCAGUGACGGCAUCAUCACUUGCAAGCUCAUCUCCUCCCAGUGGACACUCAACUCCUAAACUCACUCCUCGCAGUCCAGCCAGGGAGAUGGACAGAAUGGGGGUUAUGACGCUGCCAAGUGACCUAAGGAAACAUCGGAGAAAGAUUGCAGUAGUUGAAGAAGAUGGGCAUGAAGAUAAAGCCACAAUCAAAUGUGAAACUUCUCCUCCUCCAACACCCAGAGCAAUCAGAAUGACUCAUACCCUUCCCUCUUCAUAUCACAAUGAUGCCAGAAGUAGUUUGCCUGCUUCACUGGAGCCGGAAAGCAUUGGUCUUGGCAGUGUCAAUAGCAGCCAGGACUCCCUGCACAAAGCUCCCAAGAAGAAAGGAAUCAAGUCUUCAAUAGGACGUUUGUUUGGUAAAAAAGAGAAGGCUCGACUUGGACAGCUCAGAGGUUACAUGGAAACAGAGGCAGCAGCUCAGGAAUCUCUGGGAUUAGGCAAACUUGGAACCCAAGCAGAAAAAGAUCGAAGACUAAAGAAAAACAUAUCUGGACAUGAACUUCUGGAAGAAGCUCGGAGAAAGGGUUUGCCUUUUGCACAAUGGGAUGGGCCAACAGUGGUUGCCUGGCUGGAGCUCUGGCUAGGCAUGCCAGCCUGGUAUGUUGCUGCCUGCCGUGCCAACGUGAAGAGCGGAGCUAUUAUGUCUGCUUUGUCUGAUACUGAGAUUCAAAGAGAAAUUGGAAUCAGCAAUCCUCUUCAUCGCUUAAAGCUCCGAUUAGCAAUCCAGGAGAUGGUAUCACUGACAAGUCCAUCAGCACCUCCAACAUCCAGAACACCCUCAGGCAAUGUUUGGGUGACCCAUGAAGAGAUGGAAAAUCUUGCUGCUCCAGCUAAAACGAAAGAGUCUGAAGAAGGCAGCUGGGCUCAGACCCUGGCUUAUGGCGAUAUGAACCACGAAUGGAUAGGUAACGAAUGGCUCCCCAGUCUGGGUUUACCUCAAUACCGAAGUUAUUUUAUGGAAUGCCUGGUAGAUGCGAGGAUGUUAGAUCACCUGACAAAGAAAGAUCUGCGUGUGCACUUAAAAAUGGUGGAUAGCUUUCAUCGAACAAGCUUGCAGUAUGGAAUCAUGUGUUUAAAGAGGUUGAAUUAUGAUAGAAAAGAACUGGAAAAGCGAAGAGAAAUGAGUCAGCAUGAAAUAAAAGAUGUGCUGGUAUGGAGCAAUGAUCGAGUCAUACGCUGGAUACAAGCUAUUGGCCUCCGAGAAUAUGCAAAUAAUAUUCUAGAAAGUGGUGUACAUGGUUCACUUAUAGCACUGGAUGAAAACUUUGAUUACAGCAGUUUAGCUUUAUUAUUACAGAUUCCAACACAAAACACCCAGGCACGGCAGAUCCUUGAGAGAGAAUACAACAACCUUUUAGCACUAGGAACUGAAAGACGACUUGAGGAAAGUGAUGACAAGAACUUCAGACGAGGCCCCUCCUGGCGACGACAGUUUCCUCCACGUGAGGUUCACGGGAUCAGCAUGAUGCCGGGCUCCUCAGAAACGCUGCCAGCUGGGUUCAGAUUAACCACAACAUCCGGGCAGUCGCGGAAGAUGGCAACCGAUGUUGCUUCAUCACGACUGCAGAGGUUAGACAGCUCAACAGUUCGCACAUACUCAUGCUGACAAGGCCUAGCAAAGAAGCCAGCACUGAAUUGUUAUGUCAUCUCUUUCUUCUACUUUACCUGAAGUGCACUACCACUACUUAAGAAAAAGAGCAUUAAAACUCUCUGCAAGAACAGGGUAAUAGGGAACACAAAAGGUAUCUCAGAUAGAUGUGAUGUUCCUUUCAUGUAUUGGUUAGUUUAAAAUGAGAGUAAAAAAAAAUACCUAAAUUUCUA
This is a messenger RNA of Pterocles gutturalis (yellow-throated sandgrouse), 2343 nucleotides long. RefSeq names its product protein tyrosine phosphatase, receptor type, f polypeptide (PTPRF), interacting protein (liprin), alpha 2 (gene PPFIA2). The record is from RefSeq and is a predicted model, not a curated record. The annotation marks the transcript as partial. The transcript has 19 exons. Gene Ontology annotation, cellular component: presynaptic active zone. NCBI's taxonomy places the organism in Eukaryota, Metazoa, Chordata, Aves, Pterocliformes, Pteroclidae. Gene Ontology annotation, molecular function: protein binding. Gene Ontology annotation, biological process: synapse organization.